CAAAAUAUGUCAAAUUUAUAAGAUAUAUAUAAAUACCAGAUAUAAUAUGCCUCGACCAAUUAGACAUCCAAGAGACUCAAUAAUUUUAGAAUAUUCACAUUCAUUUUCAUCUGGACCACAAGCAUCUUCUACACCGACUCAAGAUCCAUCUAAUAUAACAUGGGUAUCAGAUUUAUCUCCUAUUGCAACAUCUACAUCAAAAAAAAAAACAGUUAUGCAAGAAGAUACAUCUCCAGAUCCAUUUGGAUUCCAAGAAAUUCGAGGAAUUCGUUCAACAUUUAAAACAAUACACUCAGAACUAUCACCAAAAAAUUUAGAAACUAGUGAAAAAGAAACAUCUUCAGAUUCUUUAUCAUCACAGGAAGAAAAUCUAUCUUCAAGAUCUACAGAUGAGGAGGAGGAUUUAAAAUUGCCAUCUAGGAAAAAAUCUGCAAGAAUUAAACCAAAGGAUUUAAAAUAUGAAGAAAGUGAAGAUGAAGAAUUACCAAAAAAAAGAAGGUAUACUAGAAAAUAUCAAAAUAUCACAGAAAACAUAAGAGAAGAGAAAGAAAUAUAUGAAAAAGAUAUAAAUACAUAUGAUUCUAAAAAACAAACCAUGUCAUCAAAAGAUAUCAUAGAAUACUUUCGUGAAGUUGAUAAAUUUGAAUUAGAUGUAGAAGAUGUUCCAGCAGACUAUACUAGUGAGAACUAGGCAAUCUAUAUAAUAUAGGUUUAGAUAUAACACCAACAAAAUACAA
This is a messenger RNA of Pneumocystis carinii B80, 737 nucleotides long. RefSeq lists its product as hypothetical. Bases 47 to 691 code for a protein of 214 amino acids. The transcript has a single exon. Lineage: Eukaryota; Fungi; Ascomycota; Pneumocystomycetes; Pneumocystales; Pneumocystaceae. The record is from RefSeq and is a predicted model, not a curated record.